Messenger RNA from Aspergillus costaricaensis CBS 115574, 483 nucleotides. RefSeq names its product O-methyltransferase. The annotation marks the transcript as partial. The transcript has a single exon. Gene Ontology annotation, molecular function: O-methyltransferase activity. Lineage: Eukaryota; Fungi; Ascomycota; Eurotiomycetes; Eurotiales; Aspergillaceae. The record is from RefSeq and is a predicted model, not a curated record.
CUAUGUAACAACCCCACGGCCAUCCUCUCCGAAAUUGACACGUGGGUAGUGAUAAAUAACCACUGCAUGAUGACAAUCAGCCCUGACCGAAGCAAAGUAAUCACAGAAAUUAUCCGCUCCGCGUGUCCACGCACCAUGGUCGAGCUUGGUGGGUAUGUUGGAUACUCAGCUAUUCUCUUUGGUGAUGAGGUGAGGAAAGCCGGUGGAGAGCGGUAUGUUAGCUUUGAGGUCAACACCGAGUAUGCGGCGAUUGCGAGGUCCCUUGUGGAGUUUGCCGGGCUUGGCGGGUUUGUGGAGCUUCGAAUGGGUUUGUGCUCAGAGGGUUUGGAGGAGUUUGCUGGGCAGGAGAGAGGGAAAGGUCAGGAGGGAGUGAUGUUUGAUGUGCUCUUCUUGGAUCAUGCAGAGGAGUUGUAUCUUCCUGAUUUGAGAAUCUGCGAGAAGUUGGGUCUUGUACGACGUGGGUCCGUUAUCAUUGCUGAUAAU